Molecule: messenger RNA, 1722 nt
Organism: Salarias fasciatus (jewelled blenny)
Lineage: Eukaryota; Metazoa; Chordata; Actinopteri; Blenniiformes; Blenniidae
Gene: med4
Product: mediator complex subunit 4
Exons: 7
Coding region: 20-781 (253 amino acids)
Biological process (GO): regulation of transcription by RNA polymerase II
Cellular component (GO): core mediator complex; mediator complex
Molecular function (GO): transcription coregulator activity
Source: RefSeq, a predicted model, not a curated record
GAAGAGAGGAGCGACAAGUAUGGCGGCGGUUUCAGAGAAGCCCACUAAAGACCGACUCCUGUCAGUCCUGGACGACCUGGAGGUUUUAUCACGGGAGCUGAUCGAGAUGUUGGCUCUGUCCAGGGGUCAAAAGCUGCCCCAGCCAGGAGAGGAUACACAGAUUCUGGAGCUGCUGGUGCAGAGGGACCGGGAGUUCCAGGACCUGAUGCAGGUGGCCCAGCAGCAGGGGAAGGUCCACCAGGAGAUGCAGCAGCUGGAGAAGGAGGUGGAGAAGCGGGACAGCGACAUCCAGCAGCUGCAGAAGCAGCUGAAGGAGGCCGAGCACAUCCUGGCCACCGCCGUGUAUCAGGCCAAAGAGAAGCUCAAAUCCAUCGACAAGGCCCGGAAAGGGAGCAUCUCCUCAGAGGAGAUCAUCAAGUACGCUCACAGGAUCAGUGCCAGUAACGCAGUGUGUGCUCCUCUCAACUGGGUCCCUGGCGACCCUCGCAGACCCUACCCCACAGACCUGGAGAUGCGCAGCGGGAUGCUGGGUCACAUGGCCAACCUGCCCACCAACGGCGUGAACGGACACCUGCCGGGAGACGCGCUGGCUGCUGGGAGGCUGCCAGACGUCCUCACCCCCCACUACCCCUGGCAGUCGUCGGACGUGUCGGUGGGCAUGCUGCCCCCUCACCACGGCAACGACUUCGGCCUGGAGCCGCCGGGGCACAACAAGGAGAACGAGGAUGACGUGGAGGCCAUGUCCACGGACUCCUCCAGCAGCAGCAGCGACUCAGACUGAGAGAGAGAGUGUGUUUGUGUGUGUGUUUGUGAGUGUGUGUUCACCUGGACCAAUGGCCAAGCUGAUAAGUCUCUCUCUUGACCUUCGUGUGACUGAAAGGUCAGAGGUCAUCCUGCUGUGCAGGCAGAAGAAAGUAACUCCUGGAUCAUAACCUGAGGAAUCCCUUCUCGGUGAGACGGCUGGAUUUCUGACAGUUUCCAGAGAAAAACAGCAGCUUUCCAGAUGUUUUCAUCUGAAACUUCAGUUUGUAGGUCUGUAGGGAGUCCGUUACUACAGUCAAGCUUCACAGAUUCUGCUGAUAAUAAACAACCAUAGCUGAUUUUCCUCCCUCUCUUUCUUUAUUAUUGUCUUUUUGUAUUUUGUGUGUGUGUGAGUAGCUGUGUCUUCCAGUGUUUGGCUAUUCUGUUAAGUCUCACUGUAUGAGAGGAAAUCUGGGAAUCUUUUACAGAAAAGGAUGAAAACCAGGCUCUGUUUGCAUAUUUAUGGUUUCCAGGGAUGUAAACAAAUUUACAUUCAAAUAAAGCCAGCCCAGUUUGUGGAAAAUUACACAUUCUUUUUACAACGAUGGAAGAAUCUGCACAAACUCCCUCAAAUCUGCAGAAUCUGGUGAUCCAGGUGUUUUAUUUUUUAUUGAUUGUGCCUGAGAUAUUUGGAAAUGAUAUGAGUGGUUUCUUUGUCCAUGUAAGAUACUGUGUAGAUAUGCUUGUAUAUGCAUGGUUUUGUAAAUAAAUACAUUUUUUGAAUAGUUAAAGGUUAUUUUGCUUCGGGCUGCCUGGUUGUGGAGUUUGUUCUUGACUCACCGGGUCAAAUGGAGAACUCUUUCUAUUUCACACACAAAUUGUCAAUUUUGAUCCAAGAUGGGAACAAAAAGGAACGAUCUGUUCUAGUGCACUCGCAAAAUUUGGGUGUGGUUAGUCUGUGUGACCCAUUACCUACAUAUA